AUAAGCUGAGAGAAACCAUCACUUCCUGUCCUUCAUACAGACACAUGUGUGCUAGUCGUUAACUUAGUCCAUGACAUGAAAAGUGGCAAUAACCGCCACCGAAGAUGGUCCACCUCAGUAGAAUCUGUUUCCGGAAGUAUGGGAACUUUGUGGACAACCUCCGUCUGUAUGUCCGUGGAGGGAGCGGCGGCAUGGGUUUACCCCGUCUUGGGGGACAGGGAGGGAAUGGUGGAAAUGUUUGGGUGGUGGCCACAAAAAAUAUGACCUUGAAGAAGAUUAAGGACACAUACCCUCAAAAACGUUUUGUAGGUGAAUCAGGAGCCAACAGCAGUGUCCGAGCACUGAAAGGAGAGAAAGGGAAGAACACGGAGAUAAGUGCUCCUGUUGGUAUCACUGUCACCACUGAUGAAGGCAGAAUACUAGGUGACCUGAAUGCUGAGGGCGAUCGAGUAAUGGUGGCAAAAGGAGGAUGCGGAGGCUCCUUCUACUCUGCGUUUGAGCCCAGUAAGGGCCAGGCCAGACACAUCCGGCUGGACCUCAAGCUCAUUGCUGACAUGGGCCUGGUGGGUUUCCCAAAUGCAGGGAAGUCCUCUCUCCUGACAGCCUUAUCUAAUGCCACACCUCAGAUUGCCAGCUAUGCUUUUACAACUUUGAGGCCGGAGAUUGGCAAAGUGAUGUAUAAAGAUUACAAGCAGAUCUCCAUUGCUGACCUCCCAGGCUUGAUCGAGGGAGCUCACAUAAACAAAGGCAUGGGCCACAAGUUCCUAAAGCAUGUGGAGAGGACCAAGCAGCUGCUGUUUGUGGUAGAUGUCUGCGGUUUCCAGUUGGCUAGUAAAACACCAUUUAGGUCAGCCUUUCAAGCUGUGCAGCUUCUCACCAAGGAGCUGGAGUUGUACAAAGAGGAGCUUGUGUCGAAGCCUGCUCUACUGGUGGUGAACAAGAUGGACCUGCCUGGAGCUGAAGCCAAACUAGAGGAGCUGAAGGAGCAACUAAACAACCCAGAUGAGUUCUCUGAUCUACUCCCUGAAGGCAUGAUACCAACAAGCUUCAUGACCUUCAGACAUGUGGUUCCUGUCUCUGCUACCACUGGGUUUGGCAUCGACCACUUGAAAAGUUGCAUCCAAGAGUCGCUUGAUGAAGACGCAGCCAUGGCAACAAUGGCCAUGCAUCAAGAAAGACUGCAGGCACUGAGGUACAACUCCCAACAACAGAAGAGCAUUUGUGAUUAAAAAUGGACAUCUCAGCUUUCAGUGGGACCUCCAGUCUUCAAAGGCAAGGCUCAUUCUGCCAAAAAAAGGUUCACACUAGUGAACUAGAACUUUUAGCACUGUGCCGGCGUAUCUUACCCACCUGCGACAACAAACUGUACGAUUUCAGUGCAAAUGUAGUUGGGAAGUAAUGGAGGCUCCACAAGUUGAAGCUUAGUCACUGGUUCGGUCAGAGAUCUUCAAAGCCUCACUUGCUGUCAACAUCUUUAUUUAUUCUUUAUGCUAAGAUGAUGUUCUAAAAAGAGACUGUUAAAAGCCAUUUGAGCACCAAAUUGAUUUGUAUGCCUAUAUUCAUAAGAUGUUUUUUUUUUUUGCACCCUUGAAGACGUGCAGUGUGUUGUAGGUAUGCAGUAAUUCAUCUUUUUUCUCCCGAUACAGAUUCUGAUAGCUUAACGGGGGAAUUGCAUCCAAAACCAGGUUGAAGUCAGCAUAUGUUACCAUAUAAGAACUUUUGGGGUCAUUUUUUUUUGCAAGGAAACAUGAGGCAGUCUGCAGCAUCAGUGAAUCAUAGUGCAAGCAAAUAAUUUUAUGACGGUGACAAUCUAUAUAUUGGUUGGUGAUCUUGAAAUUCUCUUUUCAUGCAGACGUGUUACUGUUCUGUUUUACAGCUAAAGCUAGCAAGCUAUGGCAGACAAGGUAUCCACAGCAGCUUUUGCUCACAAACGGAGACCGUUGUUACAGGCCAGGCCCUCCCCAUUAAAACAGAGUCUUAUAGGUGUUCUUGCCGUUAGUGGCGACCUGCAUCAGUGUGCACAGUUAAUUCAACUUGCCUCAAAAUCAUCAGGUUUUAACAAGUUCUUUAGAAUCAAAGUAAUUCAGUGAUAGUUGUCAGUACAUCCAAUAGUACAUAGCAAAAGUGAACCGUUAACAGUUAAUUCAGUGUACAAGUGUAAACAAAUACAGGCUAUAAACAGGCCUCAAAUUUGCUGCCUACAGUGUAACUCGCUACAUGUAGUGAGCAGGUGGAAAGCUUCAUAACCUGCUUGAGAAACACGGGGUUUCCAGCAGGAGACUUGGUAGCAAAAUGAACCGCUAAUACCUGAUUCUGCGUACCAAGUGUAAACAUGUUUCUUUCUACUGUAGAGUAGGACAUUUUAACAUGGGGGUCUAUGGAGAUUGACUCCCUUUUGGAUCCAGCCUCAAGUGGCCAUUCCAGGAACUGCAGGUUUUUGCUGUUCUACACUGGCUUCAUUUCUCAGCCUUGGAUGUUGCUGCUUGGCAGUGACUAAUGUGUAAUGCUUCGUCAUAGUCACAGGAGCCAUAGAUCAAGAUCUUGUAAUAGGCUAAAGUUGUUAUUGCUAUUUAAGAAGAGAGAAGCAUUAUAGGCUACCAGAUUGAAUUGUCUAGAUCCUAUAGGCUGCUAGAUUAUCUAUAUAAAGAAUAUGAACUUAAAUGCCAAUUUUAAAAAAGGUUUUUGUUAUAGUAUUUUCAGAAAUAUCACAUUAAAUGUUAAAAAUUCUAUCAUGUUAACGGAUCAUACUUUUACUCAUUGUACGGUGAGUAUAAUUUUGCCAUAGAUACAGAAUGAGUUACUGUGGGCUGCCACUUGGGCACCAUUUUAACCUAUAUUUGUGUACAUUUUGGAACACUAAGAACAUCGAAUUACCUAUUGUCAGUUCAUUUUUCCUAUGUGCUAUUGUAUGUACUGAGAGAAUUAUGUUAGUACUUCAGAAAUCUUAAAAACCCCAUGUUUCUCAAUCAGGUUAUUUGUACACUGAAUUAACUGUUAACAGUUCACUUUUGCUCUGUACUAUUGGAUGUACUGACAACUAUCACUGAAUUACUUUGAUACUAAAACCUGAUGGUUUUCAGAUGUGUUCUGCAGCAUUCCAACCCCUGCUUUAUUUCAUAAUUACAAGAAAAUGACCUCAUAGUUAUGAGAUUCUCAGAUUUAUUUCUUUGGUGAAUACAGUGUGCUUCUGUAGGUCUGUAUCCCAAGCUUCUUUUUAUUUUUUACAAUGUUGUAGUGUAAAACGACUAAUAAAUGGAGCCAGUUUUCUAGAAGUUAGAAUAAAAUCUGAAGUAUAAGAAAUGCCAUGUGUUGAAAGUUUUAUUUUAUAUUAAAUAUAUUACAAUACUGAAUGAUUAAGAAGGGGAAAAAUAUGAGGAUUGAUUUUUGCUUCAUCAGUCUGUACAGCAUACAGGCAAAAAAAAA
Monopterus albus (swamp eel) is the source of this 3423-nucleotide messenger RNA. RefSeq names its product GTP-binding protein 10 (putative) (gene gtpbp10). Bases 105 to 1229 code for a protein of 374 amino acids. The transcript is spliced from 10 exons. NCBI's taxonomy places the organism in Eukaryota, Metazoa, Chordata, Actinopteri, Synbranchiformes, Synbranchidae. Gene Ontology annotation, molecular function: magnesium ion binding; GTP binding; GTPase activity. Gene Ontology annotation, cellular component: mitochondrion. The record is from RefSeq and is a predicted model, not a curated record.